Messenger RNA from Solenopsis invicta (red fire ant), 12303 nucleotides. It is a transcript of the gene Cdep, whose product is annotated as FERM, ARHGEF and pleckstrin domain-containing protein 1. The coding region runs from base 831 to 10625 and encodes 3264 amino acids. Gene Ontology annotation, cellular component: cytoskeleton. The record is from RefSeq and is a predicted model, not a curated record. Gene Ontology annotation, molecular function: guanyl-nucleotide exchange factor activity; cytoskeletal protein binding. The transcript is spliced from 11 exons. NCBI's taxonomy places the organism in Eukaryota, Metazoa, Arthropoda, Insecta, Hymenoptera, Formicidae.
GACUAUACACACCUUUAACGUUUCGAAGGGGAUAUUGUUCGAUUUGUUGAUCGUGGCUGUCAGAUGUCACCACACGCAGCUUGUAAGACCAGUGCCACCGCCCUUCGUACAUGUCGCGCCCUCGGUAGACCGACCCUGCGGCGCGAUCACGAACAACGAAAACGGAGUGAAACGCAACGCAGCGCGACGUAACGCAACGCAACAGAACAGAACGGAACAUAAUGUAACGUGAUAACUGUGCUCAUUCUUACUGCGCGUAUCGCGUAAAUCGUGUUUAAAAGAAAAUCCCGACAUCGGCCGUCUGUCUUCCAAGUCUUGCGCGCGCGCGUGUGUGUGUGUGUGUGUGUGUGUGUGUGUGUGUGACAUCUCUACACCUAUGUUUACGCGUGUUUGUGUCUAUACGUGAUGACUCCGAUUCGGGUUCGGAGUUCUAGUACGCGCUCGAUGGUCGAGAAUCGUCGCGCACACAUCGUCGCACCCACUUCGUCGGACGGCGCUGCUGCGAAAUCGGCAACCAGCAUCAUUCAUUAACGACGACACGAUCGUCGCGUUUCCUUCAGUCAUUGACGUCGUUGUCGCCGCCACCGCCGCCGCUGCCGCGAGAAGGGCACGGUAGCAGUUGACGGAAGCGACCGGCGGACGUAGCGGUGGUGUCUCAGUAAUCAAUGAACUCUGGUUGACGCGCGUUUCGAGGUGUGCUGGCAGGGAAGCGCACCAGUGACAACCCGGCGGACAUGAUGACAUAAUAUAGACACAUUGAUAAUCCAAUUUAAGAAAAAAAAAACGCAUUAAAUGAUUGCUCCAUAAAGCAGCUCCAUAAAUAAUCCAAGAUGAAUGACAUAGAAAGUUUUGGCAUGAAAGGGGUUGGCUCGAAAAUGCCUCACAGUCAUUCGACGCCAGCCGGUGUAGACGGAGGUAGUAGAACACCUCCUGCAACACCACGAAAAGCUGGAAAGAUGUUGGCGGUUCGUGUACAAAUGUUAGAUGACUCUAUUACAAUGUUUCAAGUGCAGGCCAAAGCAUUAGGUAGAGUGUUGUUUGAUCAAGUUUGUAAGCAAUUACAUCUUUUAGAAGCGGAUUACUUUGGUCUUGAAUAUCAAGAACCAAAUUUUACAAAAUAUUGGUUGGAUUUGGAGAAGCCAGUGUGCAGACAGGUUGGUUUGUCUCUUAUUGAUCCGCUAUUGAGGUUCUGUGUUAAAUUUUAUACACCGGAUCCUGCACAGCUUGAGGAAGAGUUUACAAGAUAUUUAUUCUGUCUACAAAUCAAACGGGAUUUAGCUCAAGGUUUACUGCAAUGCAAUGAUAACACAGCAGCAUUGAUGGCCAGUUAUAUCGUUCAGGCUGAAUGUGGGGAUUACGUGAUAGAAGACUAUCCAGAUCAUACAUAUUUAUCAACAUAUAAGUUUGUGCCUCAUCAGGAUCAGGAGUUAGAACGACGCAUUAUGGAAAAUCACAAGAAACAUGCGGGUCAAUCUCCUGCAGAGGCAGAUCUCAAUCUCUUAGAAACAGCUCGACGUUGCGAACUGUACGGGAUGAAAAUGCAUCCGGCUAAGGAUCAUGAAAAUGUUCCACUGAAUCUCGCAGUGGCGCAUAUGGGCAUUGUAGUUUUUCAAAAUUAUACUAAGAUAAAUACAUUUAGUUGGGCCAAAAUCAGAAAGAUCAGUUUUAAACGAAAACGUUUUUUAAUCAAAUUACAUCCUGAGGGUUAUGGAUAUUAUAAGGAUACGGUCGAAUUUUUUUUUGAAGGACGCAAUGAGUGUAAAAACUUUUGGAAAAAAUGUGUAGAAAACCAUGGUUUUUUUCGUUGCUCUAUAGUUAAGAGAGUCAUAAGACAGAAGACUAGAGUGCUUAGCCGUGGAUCAUCGUUCAGGUAUAGCGGCAAAACUCAAAAACAAAUUGUUGAAUUUGUUCGAGAUAAUUACGUGAAGAGGCAGACAUUUCAAAGGUCCAAUUCGUUCCGGCAGACUAGCGGUGGUAGGGCAUUGCAGGGCUCGGAGGGGGGAGGCUAUCGUGGGGCCACUCCAAGCAGCUCCCUUAUGGGCAGCUCCAGCAUCUCUGCCCACCCCCUCCUGCCCCUCGGCGAUCCUGCCCUGGCAACCCCAGCUCUGUCUCUGUCAUGCGGUUCGAUGACACUGGAUUCUCCGACGACUGUGACGAGUGUCUCGAUGGGAGGGACGAUUCACCGUCGAGAAGACACAGCUACAUCGUUUCGGACGCUCACCUCUAUCGACGUACAUUCUCCAGCCACCCCCAGCCAGGUCCCAGCACAGCGGCAGAUGCAUGCUACCAGUCAACAACGGAUUUCAUCAACAGGUCGUAUCAGCCCCUCUAACAGCAGUCCCCCCGAAUUCCCACCACCACGACCUUUGCCCAGGUACUCAUGGCAACGGUCGGCUAGUUGUCGCGAGUUGUACGCUUCUAGUUUUGAAGAUUCCAGUAAAGCGCGGCCGCAGGACAAGGUCACCGUGGACCUUCCCUUAGAUCCAUUUCAAUUAGCCUCCCAAGGUGAACUAGAUAACCCCAUAACACGUUACGACGAGAGUAAUCGUUCAUAUAGCGCCGCUAGUUCGAAAUUACCUUCCCUAGAUCAUGAUUCUGUCCCCGAACGUGUCUACAGCAGUUCCUACCCGGGAACGUCGUCGUUGUCUACCGAAUCGGGCCAUGAGGAAUCGGGUCCUGCUGGAGAUUUGUCGCAUGACGAUCUCUCACACGAUUCUUAUGAGCUUUUAGAACGCGAGCAUGAAUUUGAAUAUCCCGAAUCAUAUUCUAGUCCACACGACGAACACGAACCAAUAUCUGAUCAGAGCGACGAGGGAAUUGAGCACGAGAUGUUCCAAAUGGACUCUGAAACCGAUUCUUUUGUUAAGCAUAGAUCGCUAAAGUCUUCAUCAGAGAAACAACAAUAUAAAGCUACGUUUACUGAUCUCAAGAACUCUAAAACUAAGUCCACUGAUCGAUUCUCCGCUGUAUCUAAGUUAGACGGUGAUUUCAUGAUCGAAUCUAGGAUACAACGGUCAGGCACUCAAAUAGAACGCAAAUUUGAAACAAGACACGUCAAUUCUAUGGAACAACCGUCCAAAGCAGGUAUUCCACAUCAAGACUCCGCCAGAAAAGAUCCCAUGAUGAUGCAGGUGCAAAAGCAAAAAAUUUCUGUCUUGAAUGAAUUAAAGAACUUAAAGCCAAAGUAUAAAAUCACUCACGUAGACUCGGAAAUCUUGCGAGAUGAAGGUAUUAUGCGUCCGAAGUCGCGAAUAGACGACGAUCUAAGCCCGGUUGAAGGAAGUAGAAUGGCAAUAGACGGUACGAGAGGUAGAACGAUUAGAGCGCGCAGUAUUGCUAGUCUGGACGAUCAUUCGCCACGGUUAUAUGUUGAAACAGGUAGUUUAGGUCGAGGACAUAAAUCUAGGGAUAGGAAAUCGAGAGAUACUGACGUUAAAGUCGAGAAAGUCUUGUCAAAGGAGCGUAGAAGCGUGGAGAGGGAAGACCGAAAGCGGGACUACUCGAGAGAUUGCAGGCGAAUGGAUAAGAGCGAUUCGCGAGAACGGAGAUCGGACAGCAGUCGUCGUAGUAUAGAUCGGAUCGAUAUACGAGAGCUACGUAGAAGCAUUGAGCGACUUGACGUGCGCGAUAGGAAUUACGAGCAUUUAGACUCAAGGGAAAAGAGUGCCUUUUAUUAUACUGAUUUCUAUGAAUCGCGCGGUAAAAGCGUCGAUCGCUUAGAUUCUCAAGGAUUAUACAGCAGUAUGGAAUAUCUAAAAAGUCCCAAAGAGAGGACUCAUCGGUCUUCAAACACGCGAGAGCGUCGAGAGAGAAGUAUCGAACGGAUUGAUUCUAGAGAAACAAGAAAGAGCAGAGCUGCUUCUAUCGACUACGACCAAAGGCAUACCUUAGAACGUUUCGAGUCCGACAACAGAAGUCCACUUGAGCGGUUGACUCCGAAAGAACAUCGGAGAAUGAGCAUAGAGAGACUUGAUUCUCAAAAGUUUGAUUUUGAUCCGCGAGCGAUCGAACGUUUAAAAUCUUUAGAACGCUACGAACAAAGAGAAAGAAUUUAUGAAAGAAAGAUAGAAUCAAGAAGCGCCGAACGAAAGAGCCUGGAAAAAUUAGAUUCACGAAAGUAUUUGGGAUAUUUGGAGUCGCGGGAGGGUAGGAGUCUCGAGUGCCUGGACUUUGAUAGCGUGGAACGUAGAAAGAAUAUCGAGAGAAUGGAAUACAAAGAUCAAAAAAAGAGCAGAAGCAAGUUUGAGAAAGGCAAAUCGGAAGAAAAACCGCGUGAACGUGAUGAUUGGAGAAGUUUGGAAAAAGCGAGAAAGGACGACGAAAGACGAGAACGCGAACGGCAAGCGAAAUUAUCUCUUGAAUCACGUACAGAAACCGUUAUCGGCGUGCCGCACGAAAUGGAGAAUUUGAAGUCAAAAACUGUGUUUGCCGAGUAUGAGCCAAAAGUUGUUGGCGGCAUCGUAUUAGGUUUCGAGGAAACCUCAUUACCCGGACACGUGCCGGUUGAACGUACAAAGAGCGAUCCGAAUCCGGCACGACAAAGAUUAGGAUCCAAUAGUAAGCGGCACAUGUUAAUGCAUCAGAAAUCUAUUGACUUAACACCAGCUGAUUCUGGUGAUGAGGAACCGUUCUCGGACAGUGCGACGAUACAGAAAACCAAUAUCGAUAUCCCAUACAUGUUGCACAAGAGGCAUGUUAUGAACGGCACAGCGUCCGACGAAAAAUCUGAGUCAGAUAGCAGCAAAACUUCAAAAAAUGUUAAAAGUCUUGCUAAGGAUUUACCGAAAUUACCAUUAAAAAUGGUAACAGAUCUUCCGUACUUUGAUCUGACCAAACUCUCUUCGAUAGACAAAACCAGUACUAAACUAUCUCCGGAUAAAUCGAAGAAGGACACGGUUACUACUACAAGACCGAAAUCGAUAUUAAGCCCUUCUGAUAAACCGAGAAGUAUUCUAAGUCCAACAUCAAAACUCUCACCCACAGAUCCAAAAAGCAUUGUUUGCAGUUUAUCGCCUACCAAGAGGAGUCCUUCGAAAGUGAAGACUCAAUCUCCCGAGAAAUUCUCGCAAAAAGAUGACUCGUUAGAUAGAAGCAAAGCUGAAGUUAUUAUCGAAGAUUACACAUGCAAGAAAUCUUCUAGUUUGGACAAAAAGUCUUUCAAAUUAUCGCCAGUGGAACCGAAUGUCACUAUUAUUUCGGCCAUUGAAAAACGUUCGCCCAAAAAGUCGCCGACUGAUCCUAACGUGACUAUUGUCUCUGUGAUACAGAAGAAGAAAUCUCUCGACGGAACGCCUAGAAGUCCCACUAAUAUUGCAAAAAUGACAGAUACUAAAGUAAAAACCGCCCUGAAUUUUGCUGAUAUUGUUGGCAUGGAAAUGAAGCAAAAUCUGGAACGCAAAGCCAAAAUCGAGAAAGACAGUUUAAAAACACCGGACGAUAGUUUAGAAAAGCAAGAUAGUAUUGAAAAAAUACCAUUACCCGAAAUUCCUAGCAGUGGACAGGUUGAAGAGAAAAUGAUAGAUGAUCAAGUUAGAAACCUCGAACAAACGACAAUUAAAGAACGCGAUCGUUCCUUGAAACAAGUCGACGAAUUGUCUGGCGAUGAUCGAAAAGGGGAAAACGUACAGUCCGUAGUAGCUGAAGUUUACAUACCAGUUGCAAUCAAACCGGAAAAACCACCAAUUCCGGAGAAACCAAAGAUGUUAGAGAAGCCAAGUAUUCCUGAAAAAACGAAACGUAUUUUGGAAAGAAUAGAAUCAAAAUUUUCGGAAGUUAGUAAAAAUUCUGCUACAAAAAUAUCAAGGCCAAAAAUUAUCGAUACAGGAUUUGAUGAUUUCGUGGAUCCAGUAGCCGAUUUACCUUUGGACGAAGUGCCUGUAAAACCUACUCUAGAAUUGGAUAGUCUUAAAGUUCCUGAGUUUGUUCCUUUUAUGCUAAGACCGCAUGCGGAACCAAUAAGAUCGAAGUCUUUAUCACUGGCAGAAGAGAAAGCGCCAAUCGAUACCUUGCUGUCACCGGAAGUUGAGAAUAAACAUUUUGUGCAAGAUAUCUCUCCGAAGAGAAUGAAGAAGGUGAAGUCCGAGCUAAAAAAGGAUUUUAAAAAACAAUCAAAAUCUCUAGAGGGUGACAAACCGCCGCUGAAAAAGGGCGCAUCGAAAGAGUCACGUUCUCCAACAGCAACUACAAAAAUUGACAAGUCUAAAUUGAAGCUUGGUGAAAUGCCACAGGAGAUUAUAAUAAUAGAUUCAACUGAUGUGGCACCAGAAAUAAGCAUUGUACAAAAGGGUAGAUCAAAAUCCGUAACUAGAUUAUCUGACAAACCGUUUUCAACAUCGAAAGAGGAGAAAGAAGAGACAAAGAGUACUCGCACAAAAUCUGCGUCUGUGGACGAUGAACUGAUUAAGAGCGCAAUAAAAUCUGAGAAAUCCAGACCGAAGUCAUUAGGAAUAUCGAAAAGUUUGGGAAGUACCGAAAAGAAAGAUUCGGUAGAGAAAAUUUCGCCGAAGAGAAUUAAAGCUGUUGCUAAAGCCGACAGUAAACCUACUGUGGCGAAGGAUGUAGUGUCGAAACAGGACUCAAGAACGGUACGUGGAAAAGUGGGCUCGAAAGUGGAAGCGGCUAGCGAGGAAGCCACUGCUGAAUCGAAGCAAGAUUCUAAGUCGCGUGUUAAACCUGACGUGGUGAUUGAUCAGCCAAUGGAUAUUAAACGAGCCACUGUAGCUAAUGAGUCCAAGGAAGUAGUUAAAGAAUCAGGCAAGGAGCCAAUUAAGGAACCAACGAAAGACAGUAUAAAGAAAACAGCACUUGCUCAAGAUUUAUCUCAAUCUCCUUUAGUGUUACGUAAACCGGGACAAACGCCGAUACUAUUUGCUCGUCUUGGUCUUUCGGAAGGUAGCGGGAUUGGCGCACUUCAACGUCAAGGCGCGACACAAUCACCUACUGCUCAGCGGCGUGCGAAAUCUUUAGAUGCUGCGGUGAUCUCUGUGCACAGAUUACCGCCAGCAAACGCAUUUUCUAGCAAGGAUGACACGGUGGACGUAUCAGAAAAUCUGGAGAAUCAAGAAAAUGCUGCUGAAGAAGUUGUUCAAGGCACGAGCAUGGUAUCGAAGGUACUUUCGGUUCAGAUGGAGAUCUCUCCAAAUCAUAAAUCCGAUAGUACCGAUCACACAACCGUACCGGAUUCUCUGUCUGUUACUGAGACAUCGGCGCAGUAUCUAGAAUCACCGCUGACAGAAUGUAACGAAAUUGUCCCUUGCGCCGAUUCUAUAUUCUAUGAGGAACAAGACAGCAACCAAAUGCUAUUUGCAAAUUCUAUUAAUAGAAAUGAAACACAAACGCCGAGCAUCAUAGAGAGUACUAAAAUAGAAGAAGCAACUAAAUUCAUUGAUCAAAGUUCUACGGAAUCCGGUGCUGAGCAGAAAGUUUCUCAAGAAAGUUCUGAUGCCAAGAUUAGUAUGACAAAAGGUGCUCAAUCAGAUCGAGAUCAAUUGGCAAUCUCUACAGUCUUUGUAAAGAGCGUUAACACAGAGGUUGUUUAUAAUAAACAGAAACAAACUGCAUCAUCGAGCGAUGGAGAAACAAAUUCGAAAAUUGGUGAAACUGUACCAAAAUCUCCACCUAGCUUACAUGAUUAUUGUACCAAGCUUGAAGGUUCAAGAAGUCCGUCUGAAAGAGAUGAUGUGCCUGAUGUAACUAUAAGUGCGGUUCGAGAUGAUGACACGUUUUUUUUACAUUAUGAUCAAGAUGAUCCUCCAGAUAUGGUUAAGUCGCCGAUACAAAUAUCUAUUGAAGAGUGUUCUGACGAUGAGGUGGAAGAAGAGGAAGAGAUGGCCGAUGUACGGGUAGAAGAAAUUGACGAGCGGGAAGAAGAGGAAAACAAGCGAUUGGACUCCCUUGAUACAAGUGAAGAUACACUUAAUGCGCUAGAUACGCAAGCUCAAACGCAAGGCGCUGACAGUGGACUAAGUUCACCAGACUAUGGUAUCGAUAAGUUGGAUGAGAAGACGUUAGUUGAGGUCGAGUUAACGCCGGAAUAUCUCGAGAUGAAAAAAGGAGAUGAAGAAGCGACAGAAGAAUUACCAGAAGACGAACCGCCGAAAGAAACUACAGAGAUCGCAGAUUCCAAUCGUCUAACAAUCGAUAAAAAACUCAGACUAAGUACUGAACGCUCGAGAAGCGAAGAGACUAAUACUUGGACACCAGACAGAGAAGAUCCAGACUCCAGUUCGUGUUCUAUCGCCCGACCACUAGGAAUUGGUCAAAUACAACCCAUAAUAGAUCGUCGGGAGAUUGCUAUGGUCGAAGGAGCUCGAGAUAGCGGUUCCUUAGACGAUGAUAGCAACAGUUCGCAACCUCAUCCGAAGCACGAAAUGAGCGUCACUUGGAAGUCAUUUCCACAGGGAAGCUCCGGUAGUUCCAGUCUCGAGGACGGCUGGGUGCCUCAAGACGAAAAUAACGCGCAGCAAUCACAGUCUGAGGAUAGUAACGGUCAAAACGAGGACAGUUAUCAAGAGGAUUUAGCGGACUUUCCUGGUACUUUUAUUAUUGGUCCCGAAAUAUUAGCUAAUUAUGGCGCAUUUUCACUUUCACGUACGUUGUCGAGAAUAUCUGAACGAUCUACCACAUCGGAGCAAGAUAGAAGUGACUUGGAAGAUUCUUUUAAGCCCAGCUCAAGAUCGCCAAGCCUUGAUGAUGAGUCUUUGAUAUCAAGUGAUCAUCAGCCAUCUCUAUCAUCGGAUCCUCCGUCCGGUACGGCUUUACCAUCUGUUUCCGAUGACCGCAGGACAUCUUCUGAGCUACCAGACAUUCCCAUCGAUAUAGUUGGUGCACACGAGGAUGACUCGAAAUCACCGCGGACAAAUAGGCGACUACGAUUGCAAUUGCAAAGUUCCGAGGACUGGCCAUCGCCGCCUAGUUCACCUGUUUUUGAACCAUCGGUAGUGAGCCAUGUGGAAACAUUUUACAUGGAAAUCAAGCCUGAGGAAGCCGUCAAGGUGACUGUUACGGACAGUACGGAAACGCCUGUCCAUGCGGAACAAGAUAGCGACUCUAGCGAUGAAAAUAGAACGUUGCACGAUGAUUUACAUUCAACUCUUUUGGAGGAUGGUCAAAGUUCGACGUCUGCAACGGCCGACGGUACGGUCAAGAUUGCAGUAAAACCAAAAUCGAAUUCUUACAUAACUGGCUCGUCACAUAGCGAGGACACAUCGAUGGGCCUGUCCAUGUCUGAGUGGUCUAGCUCGAACAACACCGUACGCCAAUUUUGUCAAUAUUCCGGCACGAAGUCUGAUGAUAACUCACUGGCGGAACUUGGCGCCUCGAUCUCGGAUUGGUCCGGUAGCACGACGGUGAUACCACAGCAAUAUUAUGCCACAACGACCGCGGACAAAAGUCAGAGCGACACCACGACAUCCGAGAGAAGCGCGACUAGUAUGAGACCAAACUCGAAGUGUCAGUCCGCUGAUACUUCCUCUCUUCCAUCUCCACCGUCCCCGUCUUCAUUGCCGCUACCUAUAUCGCCACCACUGCCUUCUCCACCCGCAACGGCUACUACAUUUCCGUUUCUUAAUGAAGACGAAACCAUCGGUUCCGCGAUAGAACAGAAGACUUUACAGUCUGAAACGACUAUUGAUAACAACGAUCAAUGCCAAUCUCGAACGCAUGGUGACGAGUUUGACGAGGCGCGGCGAUUUAUUGAGAGUCAGUUUGACGAACAACAUCGCCAACGCCGAUAUGAUGAACAGCAAGCCAUUUGUCCUCAGGAAUUUACGGAUAUUUCGCCACCACUUAUUACUCUUCGAAACGAAUAUGAUGAAGCCAUUGACGAUGAUUUUCAAAUGGUUCCGGACGAGGAUACAAUUUGCGUUGACGACACAACGUUGCCAAUUCCUGAAGAGGAUGAAGAGGAUCAAUUGUACGAUAAUGUACCUGCAAUGAAGUAUUCCAGUAGCGAGAAAGUACGGAUGGAAGUUGGCCGUGGAGAUAGUUUGGAAGACAUGCACGAGAAGUACGCCAAUCUCACUUUACAAUCGAGAAUGGCGGACGAUGAUUGGUCAUCCGAGGAACGAAAAGACGUCCCGGAGCGGGAGAAAUCAUCAAUGAAAUUGACAGGCAGAUUCGAUCGUGGUUUCUCAGAGCCAAACCCACAUGAGGCAGGCAGGUAUCAGGGUACGCGGUCUACUGAGCGACCCGUAAUGGUGCCAAUCCGAGCGAAGUCGACCCCGUACUACUCUACGACAAGUUUGAGCGGCGAAUCGACUACGUCCAGUCCACCUAUGCCGAUCAGAACACAGAUCAGAACGAAAACAAUGCCUUACUCGUCGAACCGCAGUCCACAAAGCGAGGGUGAUACUUCCUCAAGUAUGGACAGCCCGGCGCAUACGCCUGAUCGGGCUCAACGGGCCUUCCGUCGGAAAAGACAACAGAACGCCAAAAGGCGACACCGAGUAGUAGUUGAUCUCGAGGUCAAGGAUGGUCACAUAGUAUCCAGUACUGAUUCUAGUUUUGACGUAGCAACCAUACCGCCGCCAUUGUUGACGGAGGGUCAGAAUCUGGACGUGGACGACGACGAAGAUGACGAGAUGUCCGAAACGAAAGACGAAUAUCGUCUGCAGCAACAGCGUUGACGCAACAUUGAUGAUCAAUGCUAAUAAAAACGAAGAAAGAAAAUUGAGUGCGAUUGAUCACGCUUACCCGGUAGCUCAAACUAAUAGGAUUUGUAAGAAAGUUCUCAAUCGUGUGGAAUUGAACGCACUUUAGAAUUGACAAAAUUCGUGAUCGUGCAUUGGCAUUUACGACUUACGUCUGUUGAGUAAAUGAAGAUCAAAUAGGAACAGAUCUUACGAACGAAUCAAUGAUUCAGCCUGGCCUUUUGCAAUUUUGAUUCAACGAUGACGAUUUGCCUGGCGAUCUCACGCUAGGUAGCAAUCAAGAAUUGAUUUAUACGGGUAUGAACGAUGACAAGGGCAUCAACGAUGAUAAAAACAGGAUAGACGUAAAACGAGGCAAAGACUUCCGUCGGUCCAGGCUGAAAAGCCUAAGACUGAAUGAUCAAAAGCUAUGCGAGGAUUGUAGCAUAAUUAUCGUUAGGGAUACAGAUAUCAUUUGUUACGCGUUUUAGAAACCCUGUUUACUUUAAUAUUAUCGUCAUUACAGAGCUCCUUUGGUCCCUAUUUCCCGUAGAGACGAGUAUAUUUAGAGAGUAACUUUUACGUAUGACGCACAUGAAAAGCAAAGUGUAUCUUAACUAAAUCGCAAUCAACAAGUCGCGUGCCUGCGCGCGACUUGGUGGAAAAUCAUAGCGCGCGACUUAGUGGAAAAUCAUAACGCGCGACACGUUAUAUCCUAAUAAUAAUAAUAAUAAUAAUAAUAAUAAUAAUAAGGCAUAGAGAUCGAAAGAGCGACAUAAGAUUUUCAAAGAUAAACGUAACGUAAAGAAAAGACGAACCGCGUUAUCGUAAAUCAUUUUUAAUUGACUCAAAUCUUUGUUUCAUUUCUUGUGCGAAUAUUGUAAUGUUUUUUUCUUCUAAGAAGAAAACAACGUGGUAUUGUUAUACAAUUAUAAUCUGCUCCCAUGGUACAUAAUCGUGCACCACGCUGUAACGAUGUUAAAAGAUUAAAUCAGCACUAAAUCACGUCGCAAAUGUACACCGUUUUAUUUGAUUGCGUGAACUUGAAUUCAUGUAGGACAAUCAAUCGUGAGUGGUGGUUGCUCGAGGUGGGCAGGAUCCCUCGAGGGAAACGAGGAAAACAAAACACGGAAUUUUAUGUAAGAUUGUCCGGAGCGAUUGUUUCCACUUCGUAUUGAAUUCUGAACAAUAACAACGACAACGCGAUCCUAUGAUUUCGCAGUUUGCUUCGCUCACGUGCGUUAGAAUGAGAAAAAGGAAAAAUUGCUCAACGUAGAUACGUAAACGUGGUGCAUCGCACUCCCUCGCACUUUUAAUGGCGCCGUAUAGGGUAAACGUGCACCUUUGGUAUAUCCGCGUAUAGAAUUACCCUCAACAAGUGAGAGGAACACCUGUUACUCGUUAAUAGACGUUGGCGAUGGACCAACUGAGUAGUAGUUGCUAAGUUCUCUAUUUUAGAUAGGAACCCAAUCGUCUCGUCUAAUCAUUAAUCCGUGAGCUUUAUGUUCAUUUUCAUCAAUGUAGAUUAACUUUGAUAUCGAUAUAACUUACUAUUUUUCUUUUCUUAGUUCUAAAAAUUAGAAAAAGAUAAAGAAUAAGUUAAACCAAAUUAAUCUUUAUUGGUGGAAAUAAACAUUCAUUUAGCGACAAAUAUCCAUAAGAUCAGGUCGGAAAA